GCUUCUCCAGUUUGUGAAGUUCGGUUCUUGCUGACAGGAUUUUUCGACGGUUUAAACAUGGGACUGUCAGGACAGUGAAAACAAAGUGUUUUGACUUAAAAGAGUGACAGUCUGGAAGACAUGGACGCCAAAGAAGAAAUCACUGAUGUGGACAGUGAGGAUAUACAGCAUUCUGAUCCAGAUGAUCCCAUUAUAAUGACGAUGAGCAGUGACUCACAUGACCAGGCUGUGAAGUUAAAGCAGCAGUUACUGCAGGACAGCCUUGAACUGUGUAUUAUGGAGUUGAAGAAACUAUGCAUCAGAGAAGCUGAGCUGACUGGACGCUUGCCCUCAGACUAUCCUCUGCUGCCUGGAGAAAAGUUGCCACGUAUACGCCGGCGCAUUGGGGCUGCUUUCAAGCUGGAUGAGCAGAGCAUCCACAAAGGGGAGGACUCUGAAACAAGCUCCUUGGAGACCAAGCUGGCCCUGCAAGAGCAGAUCUAUGCGGCAAUGCACAGGCUGUGCCAAGAGGACCACCAUAGCAAGACGGUGAAGAAGAGCAGAGUGCAGCAGUGCAAACGGGAGGAAAAGAAGCUUAAGGAGCUUCAAGAAGAACUGUUCCUUAUACAUCUUAAACAAGAUCGCAGCACCUCAAACGGCCGUUUGGCGAAAGUAUCAGCGUGGUUGGAUAAAGCGGAGCCGACAAGCCAGCUCUCCCAGCCGUCCCCUGAGCCCGUUCCAAGAUCAAAGACUAAUUCUCUACUUACAGUCCCGUCUAAUCGUCCUCUCACCCCCACUAGCCCCCUGCUUCAUUCCCGUAAACCCAGCCCCAGUCCACAACAACCACGCCGCGAGCAUUUACAUCCCUGCCACGAUCCAACACCGGAGUACAAAACUACCCACGUACAGAACAUCUGGAAGGAGUCCGCAUCUAAUCAACAUCUGAAACCCAACUCGCACUCCAAUAGCGCCUGCUCCAGUGCUGCCGCCACCCCUACGUUCCCCCGACGGGAAGUCUGUUUAGAUGACUCACAAGUGCCCACACAUGCAGGAUUGAGGCACAAUCAGUCCAGUAGUACUCCCUCUACUCCAGAGAUGCAGUCACGGAGAGGACACUAUAUCAGUGUUUCCCGUAUGGGGUCGCCAAACAUCGCGGCUCAAGACCGGUCCUGGCUGCAGAGUGCGACCCAGAGGCACCGGACGGAUGUUCCUUCAACAGCACCCGAGUAUUCUCCCUCCUCCAAAAUACUACCAAUGGGAACGUCCCUGCGUCACUUCAGCAACGAGAGCAGCAGCCCAGACCACUCAUUUCCUUCACCUUAUAUAACUUCACCCUGCCAGGAGCAGCAAUGCCAGGCACAUUACACCAGAUACCACUACAUCAAUCCCCCAGUUUCCCAGUCCUACAUACCUCUCAGAUACUACAGAUGCCCCUCUACCCAACCUUCCCCCCAGCCUUACAGAGCAUAUGCAGGUGAAGAAAGACACUAUGAUUGGAACACGAACAGAAUGUAUUAUCGGCACCAGCCUACUUCUCCCUGCGGCAAUGGCCAAUACAGUUACUGGCAUGUUGACGCACCGUUACACCUUCAGACGUACGGGCUACCGUACCAUCACGUAAAGCCAACACAGGCUCCGUCGCUCAGAGAGUACUCCCUACAUCAAAACAGGGUUUCCCAAGCCCGGUGGGGUCAAAGCAGCCCAAGUCGUGGCUUCAGUGCUGCCAGUUGUGCCUACACUCCUUGGUCACGUAUGCGAUAGCGAUUAGCUAAUCUAGCUAACCAGCAGCAUGGCUUUAAUAAACAACAGGUACAGUAUGAUAUUUUACUGAUUAUUAAUGCUAGUUUAAGCUCACCCGUUUUUGUAAGUAGGUGAGUGAAUGGGUGAGUGUGUGAUGCCAUGAGACUGGUGCUCUUAGUGCUUAAGGUACUGGACUAGUAAUCAGAAGGUCGCCUGUUCAAGCCCCACCCUUUCCAAAUUGCCACUGUUGGGCCCCUGAUCAAGGCACUUAACUCUCAAUUGCUCAAGUCGUGUUCAGUCAUAAUCGUAAAUCACUUUGGGUAAAAGUGCCUGCCAAAUGUAAAUGUCAAAUGCAUGGCUUUUGGAACGAGGCAUCCCAGUUAGGAUAAAUGAAUGAAUGAAUGAAUGAAUUAUAUUCAUAUUUACAUACUACAUUACUAACAUUUAUUAAUAUUGUAAACAUAAUGAUUGAAUAAUAAUAAAAGAGUGCUCAAGUUUUGCAGUGGGGAAAUAUGCUAGGGUUCAAAUCUCAGCAGUGCAGUGACCUGGUUGGCUAAUGUUCACUAAUUACUGGCUAAUUAUGCCUGUUGGAUUCCCAGCCAUGCUGAUAGCACCACUGAGAUUCAGAAUCAGAAGUCUAGCUCUAUACAGCAAUACAGUACCAGAAGGGGGAUUGUUACUGCGGAGUCAUAUAGAAACAUAUACACCGACUAGGCAUAACAUUGUGACCACUGACAGGUGAAGUGAAUAACACCGAUUAUCUCUUCAUCACGGCACCUGUUAGUGGGUGGGACAUAUUUGCCAGCAAGUGGACAUGUUAUCCUCAACGUUGAUGUGUAAGAAGACUGGGUCAGAGCAUGUCCAAAACUGCAGCUCUUGUGGGGUGUUCCCGGUCUGCAGUGGUCAGUAUCAAUCAAAAGUGAUCCGAGGAAGGAACAGUGGUAAACCAGCGAUAGGGCCAGGGCUCAUUGAUGCACCCGUGCGGUCCGAUCCAACAGACGAGCUAGUAGCUCAAAUUGCUGAAAAAGUUAAUGCUGGUUCUGAUAGAAAGGUGUCCGAAUCCAUGCCUCGACGGGUCACAAAAAGAGGACAAACACAAUAUUAGGAAGGUGGUCAUAAUGUUAUGCCUGAUCGGUGUAAUAAAAAUGCACUUUUAAGGAGUUAUAGCUCAUCACACUGCUUAUUGCAACAACCAGGGUGAAAGAAAACGUUUAUUGUGGUGCUGUUUACUAUUUUGCUUUGUUGCUAUGGAGCAGACUUGCUAACAUGACAGUCCUAAUCAGUACCAAGCACACAAAUAUGCCAUUUAAUCGAGCCUCCUGACCAACCGCAUACCAUUUAGAUUUUGGGACACACCUAGGUGUGGCAAAUUUUAUUCAAAUGACUUGCUUGAGUCGCUGAUUAAAAAAGCUGAUGUGACAAAUUCUGUAUAAGAAUAAUAAGUAAUACAUUUGUGCAUACUAUUAAUCUGUAUUUCUCCCAAGUAACUAAUGUAAUUAAUUAUAUUUAAACUAUUGUGAACUGUGUAAAUGUGUUGUAAAUAUACUAAUAAA
Molecule: messenger RNA, 3272 nt
Organism: Trichomycterus rosablanca
Lineage: Eukaryota; Metazoa; Chordata; Actinopteri; Siluriformes; Trichomycteridae
Product: innate immunity activator protein-like
Exons: 9
Coding region: 121-1740 (539 amino acids)
Biological process (GO): adherens junction maintenance; positive regulation of protein ubiquitination
Source: RefSeq, a predicted model, not a curated record